Messenger RNA from Salvelinus fontinalis (brook trout), 1351 nucleotides. RefSeq names its product C-C chemokine receptor type 9-like. The record is from RefSeq and is a predicted model, not a curated record. Gene Ontology annotation, biological process: immune response; G protein-coupled receptor signaling pathway; inflammatory response. Gene Ontology annotation, cellular component: membrane. Lineage: Eukaryota; Metazoa; Chordata; Actinopteri; Salmoniformes; Salmonidae. The transcript has 2 exons. Bases 1 to 1101 code for a protein of 366 amino acids. Gene Ontology annotation, molecular function: coreceptor activity; C-X-C chemokine receptor activity.
AUGGAGUGGCCAUUAUUCACUGCACUCCCAACUGAUGAAACUCUUUCUGGAGAUUGCACAGACGACUAUGGGACCUUCACUGAGACCCCAGGGGGGCUAUGUGACAAGAGCUGGGUGAGAGAGUUUCGGGGUCUCUACGAACCCCCGCUGUUCUGGCUCAUCUUCGUCUUGGGCGCUGUGGGCAACCUGAUGGUGGUCUUCAUCUUUACCACGGUGCGCCACCGCCUCAAGACCAUGACGGACGUCUACCUACUCAACCUGGCUGUGGCCGACCUUCUCUUCCUGGGCACGCUGCCUUUCUGGGCCGCCGACGCCACCAAGGGCUGGAUGUUCGGCCUGAGCCUCUGUAAGCUCCUCUCGGCCAUCUACAAGAUCAACUUUUUCAGCAGCAUGCUGCUGCUCACAUGUAUCAGCGUGGACCGCUAUGUGGCUAUCGUCCAGGUUACCAAGGCCCACAACCAGAAGAACAAGAGGCUGUCUGUCAGCAAGCUGACCUGCCUAGCUGUCUGGAUCAUCUCAGGCCUCCUGGCCCUGCCUGAGUUAAUCUUCGCCCAAGUCAAGCCUGACCGUAGGGGGAAUUCCUUCUGUGUCUUGGUCUACCCAAACAACCUCUUCAAUCGCACCAAGAUCCUGGUGCUCGUUCUGCAGAUCUGUGUGGGUUUUUGCCUGCCGCUGCUGGUCAUGGUGCUGUGCUACUCUGUCAUCAUCCGCACCCUGCUGCAGGCCAAGAGCUUCGAGAAGCACAAGGCGCUCAGGGUCAUCUUCGCUGUGGUGGCUGUGUUUGUCCUCUCCCAGCUCCCGUACAAUGGGCUACUGGUGGUCGACGCCACACAGGCCGCCGACACCACCAUCACGGACUGUGCUGUAUUGGAACAUUUCGACGUCGCUGGUCAAAUCGCCAAGAGUCUGGCGUACACCCACGCCUGCAUUAACCCCUUCCUGUACGUGUUCAUUGGCGUUCGCUUCCAGAAGGAUCUGCUGAGGCUGCUGAAGCUGUGCACCUGCGGCCUGAGCCAAGGAGGUGUCAGUAAGCUGCAGGCCGUCCCCAAACGCCCUUCUGUCAUGUCUGACACUGAGACUACCUGUGCCCUCGUCUUGUAAUCGUGCCCACUGAAGCCACACACACAUUCAACAUCACCUCAGAUCAUAUCAUUUCAUUGGUAAACACCUCAUCAUUCCACGCCUUUCUUCUUCCAUGAUAUCAUAUGCUGCUAGAGGACACUCCCAGCUGUUGCAUCCUGAGUACAUUGAUAUUUUACAGGUAUAGAAAUUAAUUGUUGUUUACAUUUAACUCGUCAAGAAACAUUUAACUCGUCAAGAAUCAAGAAACAUGCAAUACAUGAAAAGCAUA